Aegilops tauschii subsp. strangulata is the source of this 1823-nucleotide messenger RNA. RefSeq names its product F-box/LRR-repeat protein At3g59190-like. Lineage: Eukaryota; Viridiplantae; Streptophyta; Magnoliopsida; Poales; Poaceae. The record is from RefSeq and is a predicted model, not a curated record. Gene Ontology annotation, molecular function: protein binding.
AUGGAGAAGAAAAAGGCAGCGGCGGCGCGAUCCGCUCGCAAGGAGCGAAAGUCCCAUGGAGCCGCGCGGAAGCGGGCGCGGAGUGGCGACUGCGACAUGAAUGCCGGCGAUUUCAUCAGCCGCCUCCCGGACGCUGUCCUGGGCACCAUCAUCUCUUUACUCCCCACCAAGGACGGCGGCCGCACGCAGAUCCUCUCCCGCCGAUGGCGCCACCUAUGGCGCUCUGCUCCUCUCAACCUCGAGGUCAUCACCGGGCCUCCCGGACCCUGUCCUGGGCACCAUCAUCCCUCCGCGGUCCACCACUCCACCGUCUCCAAGAUAAUCUCCCAACACCUUGGCCCCGCCCGCCGAUUCUGCCUCAAGCACCUGAUCGACGGCAACCUCCCUGAGAUGGAGAGCUGGUUGGACUCCCGAGCCAUCGUCAACCUCCAGGAACUCGACAUCACCAAUUACGCUGGAUAUAAGACCGGCUAUACAUUGCCGCAAUCCGUGUUCCGCUCCGCAUCCACACUUCUCGUUGCAAAGAUAAUGGGUUGCAAUUUCCCGGACGCGAUCACACGCUCCAUGAAUUUCUACCUCCUCAACCAGCUUUCCUUGGAUUGUGUUUCGGUCUCGGGGGAUGUGUUCCAUGGCUUGCUCUCCGGCUGCCAUGCCUUGGAGAGCUUAGCCAUGCUCGAAGUUCAUGCUACUGGUUGCCUCCGUGUUAGCUCGCCAACUCUUAGGAGCAUUGGCUUCCGCAAAGGAUCUCGUAAAAGAGCCGAAUUGGUCCUCGAGGAUACUCCUCGCCUUGAAAGGUUAUUAUUACCGUAUUGUGACCGGAAUAAUUUUGUGACUAUCCGGGUUAUUUGGGUGCCUAAACUGCAGAUAUUUGGGCCUUUCUCAACAGGCGCGUGCGAACUCCGGGUCUUCCAGGGAAUGAGCCCCGUCAGCUCGACAAACUCGAUAUGCACUGUGAAGGUUUGGGCCCUCGGGUGUUCUGAACAUCAAUUGCAUGCAGUUCUUGACGUCCUCACGUGGUUCCCCUGUUUGGAAAAGCUCUAUGUCACAUUUCACGCACACUAUAGGACGUUUAAGCAAAAUGAGCAUCAGUAUGACCCACUACAUCCAGUGUGCCUUCAGACCCAUCUAAAGAGAUACAUAGUGGUGUUUAAGUUAUUCAAAGGCUCUAAGCAACAGAUUGAGUUUGUCAUGUUCUUUAUUUUGUAUGCCAAAGUCGGAAACAGAGCUUCUCGAUAUGCUCAAUUUAAAUUCAGGAAUACUAGUGGUUGUACUGAUGACCAUGUCACCAAGCAUAUCCACGAUUUGUCACUGGCUGACCCCUUCAGACUGCCUUAGACAGGGUUGAUGGCUGAAGAUUGCACUGUCUUGUGCUCAUUUUCUAGAUGGGGUUGAUGCAAAAAGAGUAAACUGCUGAAAUGGGUAGGAAUGCAACAAAAAAAAAACUGCGGAAAAUUGUAAUCCCAUCCGCCAGAACUCCUCUGGCCCUGUGCAAUUUGUUUCUUUUCUUUCCUUCCUAAGCUGGGCUAGAAACACGUGCUUGUGUUGGAAACUUAACUGUCCUUUCAGUUAUAUACCACAGUAUGAGAAGUUUAGUUGCGGAUUAGAUUUCUUUUCAUACACGUAGCAUAUGUACGAUGCUUAUGAAAGGUCAACCUGUACGCUAGGCACUAUGGUUUCUACCUAGGAAGUAGGCACUUCUGUGAUUUUCUAUUCCAGCAGGUUGAAGUUCGGCUAAUGAUCCUAGAACACAAUGGGGUUGCCUACUAGUAGUUGAUCUGUUACUAAAGUUUGAGUUUACUCAAAUUAAAUCUAUCUUGUCCUUG